UAACUCAAAAACCCUAAUUCGAGCCUCCAUUUCUGGUGCAAAAUCCAACCACCCCAAUGGCCGCCGCAGCUCGUCCCCUUGUCACCGUCCAUUCCCUCGAAGGCGAUGCCACCACCGAUGCCUCCAUCACUCUCCCCAUCCCCGAUGUCAUGCGCGCUUCCAUCCGCCCUGACAUAGUCAACUUCGUUCACUCCAACAUCUCCAAAAACAGCCGCCAACCCUACGCCGUCAGCCGCAAAGCCGGUCACCAAACCUCCGCUGAGUCAUGGGGAACCGGUCGUGCUGUGUCUCGUAUCCCUCGUGUCGCCGGUGGUGGUACUCACCGUGCCGGUCAGGCUGCCUUCGGUAACAUGUGUCGUGGUGGACGCAUGUUCGCUCCCACCAGGAUCUGGCGGAAAUGGCACCGGAAGGUCAAUGUUAACCAGAAGCGUUACGCUGUUGUCUCAGCUAUCGCUGCUUCUGCUGUUCCUUCUCUUGUUCUUGCUCGUGGCCACCGGAUCGAGUCGGUUCCUGAGUUUCCUCUUGUUGUUGGUGAUUCCGCUGAAGGAGUAGAGAAAACCAAGGAAGCGAUCAAGCUUUUGAAGCACAUCGGAGCUUUCCCUGACGCCGAGAAAGCGAAGAACAGCCAUGGAAUCCGUCCAGGAAAAGGUAAGAUGCGUAACCGUAGGUAUAUCUCUCGUAAGGGUCCACUCAUUGUUUACGGAACUGAAGGAGCUAAGGCUGUGAAAGCCUUCCGUAACAUUCCUGGUGUUGAGAUCACCAAUGUGGAGAGGCUGAAUCUCUUGAAGCUUGCACCUGGUGGACACUUGGGGAGAUUUGUGAUCUGGACUAAGACUGCUUUUGAGAAACUGGAUUCGAUUUACGGGUCGUUCGAUAAGCCGUCUGAGAAGAAGAAGGGCUAUGUUCUUCCUAGGGCGAAGAUGACGAACUCGGAUCUUACUAGGAUUAUUAAUUCUGAUGAGGUGCAGUCUGUUGUUAGACCUGUGAAGAAGGAUGUGAAACGGGCAACUUUGAAGAAGAAUCCUUUGAAGAAUCUUAAUGUCAUGCUGAGGCUUAAUCCUUAUGCUAAGACUGCUAAGAGGAUGGCUCUGCUUGCUGAAGCUGAAAGGGUUAAGGCUAAGAAGGAGAAGCUUGACAAGAAGAGAAAGAAUAUCACUAAGGAAGAAGCUACUGCUAUCAAGGCGGCAGGAAAAGCUUGGUACAAUACUAUGGUUUCAGACUCAGAUUACACAGAAUUUGAUAACUUUUCCAAGUGGUUGGGUGUCUCACAGUGAAAUUCAGUUUUAUUUUCUUGUUAAAUUUUGUCCUCUAGACUUAUAUUAUGUCUUUUGUUUUUGGGUGUUGCCGUUUAAGGAUAAUUCUGUUGUUGACUUGAGCAUAUUUAUGAUAUUGUAAGGAAUAGCACAGCUUUAUGUUUUAA
Vicia villosa (hairy vetch) is the source of this 1420-nucleotide messenger RNA. Its product is annotated as large ribosomal subunit protein uL4z-like. Gene Ontology annotation, cellular component: cytosolic large ribosomal subunit; ribosome. NCBI's taxonomy places the organism in Eukaryota, Viridiplantae, Streptophyta, Magnoliopsida, Fabales, Fabaceae. The transcript has 2 exons. Gene Ontology annotation, molecular function: RNA binding; structural constituent of ribosome. Bases 57 to 1274 code for a protein of 405 amino acids. Gene Ontology annotation, biological process: translation. The record is from RefSeq and is a predicted model, not a curated record.